AAUGGGCCUGGAAAUCGUUGAUCCAUCUUCCUCCCACUUGCAGAUUGAGUCUGCUCUCUCGUGAAUAUACAUAAGUUUUCUAUAAGCAGCGACUGUUACAAUUUUCUUGAAGCAAACCAGCCUGUAUUGUAAGCUGCGUAACUGAGAAGUAGUCAUUCGACUACAAACUGAACUAUCAGCAGUGUUGUUUACACCCCCAGUCCCAAAACCGCCAUUCUCUCCGUCCUGUUUUGACUUUCCGAGGAAGUUAGACGAGAAAUCUGAGCUUCGUAUCCGAUCGAUAAUGUCUCAGACCGGGAAAUUGACGCCGAAUCUGGAUCAUCAGAGCACCAAGCUACUUAAUCUCACUGUGCUACAGAGAAUCGAUCCUUUCAUUGAAGAGAUUUUGAUUACCGCUGCGCAUGUCACCUUCUAUGAGUUCAAUAUCGAGAGCAAUCAAUGGAGUCGCAAGGACGUUGAAGGAUCUCUAUUUGUUGUUAAAAGGAAUGCUCAACCACGUUUCCAGUUCAUUGUGAUGAAUAGACGGAACACAGAUAACCUAGUGGAGAACUUGUUGGGAGAUUUUGAAUAUGAAGUUCAACUUCCGUAUUUGUUAUACCGAAAUGCCACCCAAGAAGUUAAUGGCAUUUGGUUUUACAAUCCCCGUGAAUGUGAGGAAGUUGCUGAUCUCUUUAGUAGGAUAAUAACUGCAUACUCGAAGGCUCCUCCUAAUGCAAAAGUGUCCUUGAGCAAAAGUGAGUUUGAUGAACUUGAAGCAGCCCCAAGCAUGUCAUUCAUGGAAGCCCCUCCAGAGCCAUCAGCAACUGCAUCUACUGUAAUUGAAGGCCCUCAAGAUCAAUCAUUUCUAAGCGCAUUUAAUGUUGCUUUGAAUAUUGGAAGUAAUGCUUCAAAUGUAGCAAUUUCAAGACAGCCCUAUCAUUCUACCUAUGCACCCAGUGCCAUGCCGGCUCCUUCACCAACUCCUCAAGCAUCUUUUCAUCCUCUUCCUGCUUCAUCUACUGCAAACCUCUAUGACAUGCCUGAUCCAAUUAGCGGCACCAAUAGGAUUACUAAUCUCGUGAAACCUUCUUCUUUUUUGACGCCCCCUGCAUCCUCCUCCACGAUGGUGCCUCCAAUCUCCUCAUCUCUGCCAACUGCUGCUGCUGUUCAUCCUCCACUAAAUUUAGAGAGGCCACAUGGCACUCCAUUGCUUCAACCCUUUCCUCCUCCUACUCCACCACCAUCUCUUACUCCUAAUUACAAUUUGACACCAGUUUACGGACCUCAUAUUUCCAGGGAUAAAGUUCGUGAUGCACUUCUAAUACUUCUUCAGGAUGAUCAAUUUAUUGAUAAGUUCUACCAAGCGCUGCUCAACGUACACAAUUCAUGAGGAACGACAGGUACCUGGCUUUCCUGUUGCAGUUUUUGUCCGCGUUAACAUCUUCCAUGAACAACCUUCACUCAGGUCCUUAGAAGACAGCAUCCGAGACCAAUGAAAAGGGUUUGAAAAGUAGGCUUUUCGUGCGUGACAGAUUAGUGUCAUUCCCAUCAAUGAAAUGCUUGUAAAAGUUGUAGUAACACUUUUCUCGACCAUAAUGUUUUGAUGCAUACUUGCUAGUUGUUUAGAUCAAGUUGUAUUAAUCUCUACCCUAAUAUUUUUGCUUCUUAGAUGUUAAUACGGGGACAAUUUGUAACAAAUGUUGAUAAACUGUAGACUCGUACGGUAUCUUUUUUAGCAGUAAAGUUGAGGUUUAGCUGCGAAGGAGUAAUGCCCGUUAA
Molecule: messenger RNA, 1758 nt
Organism: Tripterygium wilfordii
Lineage: Eukaryota; Viridiplantae; Streptophyta; Magnoliopsida; Celastrales; Celastraceae
Product: mRNA-decapping enzyme-like protein
Exons: 8
Coding region: 284-1369 (361 amino acids)
Biological process (GO): deadenylation-dependent decapping of nuclear-transcribed mRNA; deadenylation-independent decapping of nuclear-transcribed mRNA; positive regulation of catalytic activity
Cellular component (GO): P-body
Molecular function (GO): mRNA binding; enzyme activator activity
Source: RefSeq, a predicted model, not a curated record